Solanum pennellii is the source of this 931-nucleotide messenger RNA. Its product is annotated as cytochrome b561 and DOMON domain-containing protein At3g59070-like. The transcript has a single exon. NCBI's taxonomy places the organism in Eukaryota, Viridiplantae, Streptophyta, Magnoliopsida, Solanales, Solanaceae. The record is from RefSeq and is a predicted model, not a curated record. Bases 400 to 717 code for a protein of 105 amino acids.
AAAUUUACGACAAACAGUUCAAUCUUCUUGAUUCAAUCAACCCAAAUCUCAAAAAGAAGAAAAACAAUUCUUACAACAUUCUGAUACAUACCCAAGUUCUUGAAUUUGAGUUUUUUUCUGAACAAAAAAAAAAACAGAGCACAAAAAAUGGAUAAACUUUUAACAACUUUGCUAUUCACAUCAAUCUUGUUUUACACUACUUAUGCUCAGAAUCUCGAUUGCUCAUCAUUUUCAUUCAGAAAUAACCAGAUUUUUGCAACUUGCAUGCCUCUACCUGUACUAAACUCUGUUCUUCACUGGACUUACUACCCAAAGAACCAUACAGUUGAUAUUGCAUACAGACACGGAGGUGUAACAGAUUCAGAUUGGGUAGCUUGGGGUUGAAAUAUCGAUGGAAAAAUGAUGGUUGGUACACAAUGUUUAGUUGCAUUUAGAGAUUCUAGUGGAGAAAUUCAUGCUUACACUUCCCCUGUUUCUAGUUAUGCAACUCUGUUAACAGAGGGGCCUUUGAGUUUCAAUGUUCCGAGAAUUAAAGCUGAGUAUUCCAAUAAUGAGUUCAUUAUUUUUGCGACUUUACAACUUCCUGCUGGAAGAACUAGUUUUAAUCAAGUUUGGCAAAAUGGUGCUGUUGUUGCUGGUAACAUUUUAACAGCUCAUGCUCAGUCUGGUGAUAAUCUCAAGUCUUUUGGAAGUGUUGAUUUUGCAAAUGGAUUAUAAUUUCUUUUUAUAAAGCUUUUGUUAAUUUCGAAUAAAAUACAGAGCAUAUGUUUGCUUUUUAUCAAAAAAUUAUGUUUUUAUGUUCACUCCACAAUAAGGGGCCUAUAACGGAUUUAUAAGGCUAGUAAAGUACUCAAAAUAUUUUGGGUGUUACGUUUCUUAUUUAAUAAAAGGUGUAUUUUUCUCUAUUUUUAAAUAAUUGAUUUUGUUGUAA